Messenger RNA from Cynara cardunculus var. scolymus (artichoke), 999 nucleotides. Its product is annotated as malate dehydrogenase-like. The transcript is spliced from 7 exons. Bases 1 to 999 code for a protein of 332 amino acids. Gene Ontology annotation, biological process: malate metabolic process; oxaloacetate metabolic process; tricarboxylic acid cycle. The record is from RefSeq and is a predicted model, not a curated record. Gene Ontology annotation, molecular function: L-malate dehydrogenase (NAD+) activity. NCBI's taxonomy places the organism in Eukaryota, Viridiplantae, Streptophyta, Magnoliopsida, Asterales, Asteraceae.
AUGGCAAAAAACCCACUUCGUGUUCUUGUUACUGGUGCUGCGGGACAAAUCGGAUAUGCACUUGUCCCCAUGAUCGCUAGAGGAGUAAUGUUGGGACCUGAGCAGCCGGUGAUCCUUCACAUGCUUGAUAUACCACCUGCAGCAGAAGCAUUGAAUGGAGUUAAAAUGGAGCUGGUGGAUGCUGCAUUUCCUCUUCUUAAAGGAGUCAUUGCCAGUACCGAUGCUGUCGAGGCAUGCACGGACGUCAAUGUUGCAGUCAUGGUUGGUGGGUUCCCAAGAAAAGAAGGAAUGGAAAGAAAAGAUGUGAUGUCAAAAAAUGUCUCAAUCUACAAGUCCCAAGCUUCGGCUCUGGAGAAGCAUGCUGCUAAAGACUGCAAGGUUUUGGUUGUUGCAAAUCCUGCAAACACGAAUGCUUUGAUCCUGAAGGAAUUUGCACCAUCUAUCACUCAGAAAAAUAUUACUUGUUUAACGAGGUUGGACCAUAACAGGGCCUUAGGACAGAUCUCAGAGAGAUUAAGUGUUCAAGUAUCGGAUGUCAAAAAUGUUAUCAUCUGGGGAAACCACUCUUCAACUCAAUAUCCUGAUGUCAAUCAUGCAACUGUCAAGACUCAAGCCGGAGAGAAGCCUGUUCGUGAGCUCGUGAAGGAUGAUGAAUGGUUAAAUUCUGCGUUCAUUACCACCGUACAACAACGUGGUGCUGCAAUCAUCAAGGCAAGGAAGUUGUCAAGUGCGUUAUCUGCUGCAAGUUCUGCUUGUGACCAUAUACGUGAUUGGGUCUGUGCAACUCCAGAGGGCUAUUGGGUUUCAAUGGGUGUGUACUCCGAUGGCUCCUACAACAUUCCAGCCGGUCUUAUCUACUCUUUCCCGGUUACUUGUUGCAAUGGCGAAUGGACAAUAGUUCAAGGUCUUAAGAUUGAUGAGUUCUCGAGGAAGAAGUUAGACUUGACAGCGCAAGAGCUGACCGAGGAGAAGACUUUGGCAUACUCGUGUCUAUCAUAA